AUGCAUCUUUCCACAGCCCUCGGCGUCCUCUCUCUCCUAUCAACAGCCAAAGCCCAGGCCAACGUGCAUUUCGGUCCUGCGUUCUCACUAGGCCCAACGAAAUCAUGGAUUCGUGAAGCUACGACGACGCUUGUUCUGCCGCGAGUUCCUGGACAAAAGGAUCGUCUGGCUUUAUGGCCCGGUAUGGGCACAAGUAGCGGCUCACUAAUUCAAGCUUUGGCUGUCUCUUUUGCAGACCCUAGACUCGAAUGUGGUGGUCAGCCUGGACAGUGGUGCACCUGGGCUUCGACUCUGCAAGGCACACAACUCGGCGAUAAGAAAAUACCAGCAAGUCCUGGCGCUCGAUUGACGAUUCACUAUAAGUAUAAUGAUGCUACGCAACGAUACGAUCAAAGCGUGGCCAUCGAUGGUACCGUUGUCUCAACUCUUUCCACCACUUCUGGUCAUGCUGAAGGUUGGGGUACAGCCGUUGAAUGCCAGGAUGCCGCCUGUGUUGGUACCGUUGAUGCUCAUGAUUAUAUCGAUACAACCAUCAUUCUAAAUCAAGCUGAUCCCUCAUUCAGUAACACCCUUGGUCUCAAUCAAGCUACGUCUUCAGGGCUGAGGUCCUCUGACGGGGGUAAAACUUGGACAGUGGGCACCAUCAGCCACAAGGCUUUUAAUUUCAACUUCCCUAGCUGA
Molecule: messenger RNA, 681 nt
Organism: Fusarium poae
Lineage: Eukaryota; Fungi; Ascomycota; Sordariomycetes; Hypocreales; Nectriaceae
Exons: 6
Coding region: 1-681 (226 amino acids)
Source: RefSeq, a predicted model, not a curated record